Molecule: messenger RNA, 747 nt
Organism: Diospyros lotus (date-plum)
Lineage: Eukaryota; Viridiplantae; Streptophyta; Magnoliopsida; Ericales; Ebenaceae
Product: L10-interacting MYB domain-containing protein-like
Exons: 2
Coding region: 1-747 (248 amino acids)
Source: RefSeq, a predicted model, not a curated record
AUGGAUUAUGGGAUAGAUAGACUGAAGGGUAAGUGGAACCGUUUACGUAAAGUGCAUCGCUUGUUCGCUGAACUGGUAGGGCAUACAGGUGUUACAUGGGAUCCAAAUACCAACAAAGUUGAUGCUGCAGAGGAAGUUUGGCAACAUUUUUUUACGAUAAACAAGGCUAAGUACAAAAUAUUCAAGAAGGAAGGAUGUAAGCAUUAUGCAAUUCUUGGAGAGAUAUUUGGCGGGACUACAGCCACCGGAGGUUUAGGCAAUGCUUCCACUCAACUUCCUCCAACAUCAGAGGAAGAAAGGCAGAUAGAAGAUGAUUUUCUGAACAGGGGAGUGCAUGUACGUGCACAACAAAAUGAUGAUGAAUAUGAUGAAGUUACAAGUAUUCGUCAUGACAAACGACGACGCAAGGAAUCCAAGACCAAUAAAAGUGAAAAACUUGAGGCUUGUAUAGCUCAGUGGUCAUCUACAGUAAGUAUGAGAAGUGAAGAAACUGAACUUAGGAUGCUUUACCUGAAAGAAAAGCUUGCACACAUGCAAGGAAAAUCGUCUAUUCAAUCUAGCAAUUCUGAAGCCACUAGUCCAGAUCCGUAUUCAACAAAGGUUUUCCUAGACAUCUUAAAUAGUAUGGAAGGAGUGUCUAAUGAAGAUUAUAUGAAAGCAAUGAAGGCUUUUAAGGAUUCAGAUUUUAGGAUGUCAUUUGUGGAGAUGCCAGAAAUUAGGAGAGGACCUAUCUUGAAUCUUCUUUGA